Molecule: messenger RNA, 757 nt
Organism: Pecten maximus
Lineage: Eukaryota; Metazoa; Mollusca; Bivalvia; Pectinida; Pectinidae
Exons: 2
Coding region: 73-543 (156 amino acids)
Source: RefSeq, a predicted model, not a curated record
GUUAACAAAUGACCAUCCCUGUCGUAUCAGCAGAAUGGUUGUUUUGCUGCUUGAGGCAAGACGUAUAAACACAUGUCGUCAUUUACGGAGGAAAAAGAAAUGACCCACGUGGCUGCAUUCCUUCUGUGCUUAUUUGUGACGUCAGUGGAUUCACGAGCUGUAUCACCUCAUUUAUGGAACUUAAACGGCCACGCCCAUGUGCACCUAUCCAGCCAACCGGGCGACCAAGUUCAUAAACCUAGCACUUCCGUCGACAACGCCCCUAGACCACUUCAGACGUAUCUCCCAAUUCACAAAGGGGAUACAAUCUGGAUGGACGUUGUACUGGAUGGUAUACACAUGGAUGCCAUCCCGGAAGUUUUUAUCCCUAUGGCCGUGUUACGGGAAAGAAAGUCAUUGUCGUCAAGUGUGUCCUCCAGGAGAGCACGCGACACGUCGGUGACCACGUACUGCGCGACACCGGAGUGUAUGCAUCUGAUGCUGGAAUAUGAACAUUGGAGGAAUGAACAUGGUUAUCCAGACACUUAUGGAAGAUGGGGGUGAUGUGAUCGGGACGAAGUCGCGCUUUUCUGCCAUUUGUGACCUGAAUUUAUAUCCAAAUAUUUUGAUAUCUUGAUUGAUCUGUAGCGAUUGUGUACGGAAAUGGAACGCUGUGCUAGUUAUCGCCCCUGUUGUAUAAAAUAUAAAGCCAUAUAAAAAUAUAUUCCAAAUAUAUUGUGCCAGAAAAUUAUUUUGAUAAAUUUCAUGUAUAAAUAUG